Molecule: messenger RNA, 807 nt
Organism: Ostertagia ostertagi
Lineage: Eukaryota; Metazoa; Nematoda; Chromadorea; Rhabditida; Trichostrongylidae
Source: the annotation of a GenBank genome assembly
AUGUCGCGCCACAAUUCGGCAUUCUGCCCAUAUCAGUUUCCAAUGACAACGAAGACGACGAACCAUACCAAGGUCAACAAUGAUGAUGGUCACAACAACGAUGAAGCCAACCGCCAACAACCAGACGUGGCAGAGGAGCUCAACGCUCUUCAGUCUGCCAUUUCGAGAAUUUCGAGAAAAGUCUCAACGAAUCAGGUGUAUCUGCGAGAAAUUGGACACCGCAUCUCGCAACUUGAACGUGCCACCCAACGUCUAACCGAAACCAUGCAGCGUUGGGAAGACCAGCAACAACCACGACAACAGCAACAUGCACCACACGCCGAUCAAAACCGGCGCCGCCGUAACUCACCACCUUCACUGGAUAAUAGAAGAAACCAAGCAACUAACACCUGUGCAUUCUGUGGCGACGAACAUUGGGCCACAGACUGCACGCAGUAUCGAACCCUUUCACAGAGACGUGCACAAUGCUACAAUAGAAACCGGAAACUUGCCGAAGCCGCUAAUAAAAACGAAGAAGAGUUAAACCAAUUUGAGAACUUCUGGAACAACAUACGAGGAACUACCCUAAUAACAACUGCGGCAACAAUGACCAGACAGCUUGAAAAAAGACUAAUAGAACUUCGCUGCCACAAAAUAGCAAUGCAACACUACGCACGCACUUUACAAUCAACUUCAACACACCACCCCAUGCGCUACACACCAUAUCCAACCUUUGCACAAGAACCGUACCUGAAUGCGCAACAACACCAUCAAGUAUCCCCACACUCAAGAGAGGUCCUCAUCCAGUCUCAACAUACCUCCAACUGA